Messenger RNA from Haliotis rufescens (red abalone), 8186 nucleotides. RefSeq lists its product as uncharacterized. Bases 117 to 1835 code for a protein of 572 amino acids. The record is from RefSeq and is a predicted model, not a curated record. NCBI's taxonomy places the organism in Eukaryota, Metazoa, Mollusca, Gastropoda, Lepetellida, Haliotidae. The transcript is spliced from 2 exons.
CAGGACGGAGCAUGUGAUUUGGGAUGUAUGCAUGAUCAAAUAUGGACAUUGUGGGCGUGGUUUGUGCUUCUGUUGACGGUAUAUAAGGGCCCGUACAGCACAACAUUCUUCCUAACAUGAAGUACAAAAGACCGAAUAUACACAAUGUCCAACAAUUAUGGGACGCAACAACGGGGUCACAAGAGACCAUUAAUGCUCCUAGUGUUGCUAACACUAGGGGCAUUCUCAGAUGGAACAGAAGUUAUAGUAAUGAAGAUAGAACACAUAGUCAGUUGGCCUGCCUCCUGGAAACACUCAUCUUGGCGAGUCAUGAGAGAGAGGGAAAGGGAGUUCAUCACAGGUCUGAAAUUAAAGAAAAGCUUUCAUUUGAUCCGUUCCUUACCACGAGCGGAAAAUGCGAGUUAUAUUUGGCACGAACGUUUCCAGGAACCAUAGUGUUAGGAUUAGUUUGUAUGCAUAGAAAUUAUGGAAGGAAGCUAUGUAUAAUUCAUGAGGUACAGAUACGUGGGUUGUCACCACACAGUUACAACGUGAAAUGGAUUACUAAGAACAUCCAGAGCUGUUUAAAUAGUCAGAUGUGUAAAUUGAUUCCAAAGAAUGGUACGCAGUGUAAAAUGAGAAAUAUUUACCAUCAUAAAAUAAGACAAAAACUUAACUGUUUAAAAAACAGGUUAUCAAAUAAUAAGAUUACCACUUACAAACGCCACUUUACACAAAUGUGUAUAACUAUACCUAUCACAUUACAGAAAAGGGCUUUAGUGGACGAGGUGAAAGCAAAUGUGGAGAACACGUUUCCAUUAUCUUUAAAAUACAAAGAUCAAAAUACAAAUUCAAUAUUGGACCCUAUGAAGGACUGCAAGAAUCCUAAACGUACACGUUACAAAGAACCUAACAAGAUUCGUAAUAACAAUGUUAUAAUAGUAUGUGAAGAAAAUGACCUGGAUUCGGAUGAGAUUGCUAGUUUAAAAUUGAACCUUAAGAGAAUGAAUGCCUUUGCAGUUUUGGAUAUUCACGAAGGUAUCGUCGAUGGAAAGUCUGAAGUAGCUGACUUCGUGGACUUUCUAACUAAAUCCUAUAAACCAGUCACUGUAAUAGUUUACCUAACAUCGGCAAUGUCUACACAUGUAAUGUGGCAUAUUAACACAGUGAUUUCAUCCUGCCUGUAUGGUCAAAUUCCGAUAACGUUACUAACAUAUGCCCAACCUCGCCUUGGUCGACUAAAUAUACCAAACUGUUUAUUGCCUUUUCCCAUAUUGACAAAACAAAUGCAAAUAGACAAUGACAAGCUCACAUUACUUCCAGAAAAUAAGCACAUCCUUGUACAUCCUCGGAAUGCAAUGCAUAAUGUUAAUUAUGAAAAAUUCGAUAAAGUGGGCAAAAUUCAAGAAAGAUACAACACAUGUUGUUCAUCGACAUUCAUAUACAGUCUUCAGGCAGACAAAAUACCCUGCAGGAAGAGAGACAUGAGAGCGUUUAUCUCACAAAUACACUUGAGACACAAUUUAGCAAACAAGCAAAUCCAUUUUAUCACAGAUUUUGACGAUGAUAUUUUUGACGUUACAAGAGGUUUAUUGAAAACAUUUCCUGACAUAGAUACAACCAUUAACGACGAUGGCAUCCCAGCAGGGAAGUUACUAUAUAUAGAAUAUGCAGCAGAACUAUCCAAAGAUAAACUAUUCAUCAUAGCGUUGUCUGGAGCCCCGUUGAACCAAGAUUUGAUAUAUGCAUGUGAUCUACUAUUUGGGAUAAAUGGAAGGAAUUAUCAGGAUUACUUACAAGAAAACCCUGACCUGAAUUCUGAGUGGGUACUACCACCCCCGGAAUCUGUCAGGUAACAUUAGCGAUAUGCAAGCUUUCGGCACGUUUGUUAUGGUACGUUAUAGUAUCGGAAUAUGGAAAAAAUAAUGAAGGAGACGGAGUAUGUAAGAAAUAAUGAUGGAGAAGGAGUAUAUAAGAAAUAAUGAUGGAGAAGGAGUAUAUGGGAAAUAAUGAUGGAGAUGGAGUAUAUAAGAAAUAAUGAUGGAGAAGGAGUAUAUAGGAAAUAAAGAUGGAGAAGGAGUAUAUAGGAAAUAAUGAUGGAGAAGGAGUAUAUAGGAAAUAAUGAUGGAGAUGGAGUAUGUAGGAAAUAAUGAUGGAGAUGGAGUAUGUAGGAAAUAAUGAUGGAGACGGAGUAUGUAGGAAAUAAUGAUGGAGAAGGAGUAUAUGGGAAAUAAUGAUGGAGAUGGAGUAUGUAGGAAAUAAUGAUGGAGAUGGAGUAUGUAGGAAAUAAUGAUGGAGAAGGAGUAUAUAGGAAAUAAUGAUGGAGAUGGAGUAUGUAGGAAAUAAUGAUGGAGAUGGAGUAUGUAGGAAAUAAUGAUGGAGAAGGAGUAUAUGGGAAAUAAUGAUGGAGAAGGAGUAUAUGGGAAAUAAUGAUGGAGAAGGAGUAUAUAGGAAAUAAUGAUGGAGAUGGAGUAUGUAGGAAAUAAUGAUGGAGAAGGAGUAUAUAGGAAAUAAUGAUGGAGAAGGAGUAUAUGGGAAAUAAUGAUGGAGAAGGAGUAUAUAGGAAAUAAUGAUGGAGAUGGAGUAUGUAGGAAAUAAUGAUGGAGAAGGAGUAUAUAGGAAAUAAUGAUGGAGAUGGAGUAUGUAGGAAAUAAUGAUGGAGAAGGAGUAUAUGGGAAAUAAUGAUGGAGAAGGAGUAUAUAGGAAAUAAUGAUGGAGAUGGAGUAUGUAGGAAAUAAUGAUGGAGAAGGAGUAUAUAGGAAAUAAUGAUGGAGAUGGAGUAUGUAGGAAAUAAUGAUGGAGAUGGAGUAUGUAGGAAAUAAUGAUGGAGAUUGAGUAUAUAAGAAAUAAUGAUGGAGAAGGAGUAUGUAGGAAAUAAUGAUGGAGAUGGAGUAUGUAGGAAAUAAUGAUGGAGAAGGAGUAUAUGGGAAAUAAUGAUGGAGAAGGAGUAUAUGGGAAAUAAUGAUGGAGAUGGAGUAUGUAGGAAAUAAUGAUGGAGAAGGAGUAUGUAGGAAAUAAUGAUGGAGAUGGAGUAUGUAGGAAAUAAUGAUGGAGAUUGAGUAUAUAAGAAAUAAUGAAGGAGACGGAGUAUGUAAGAAAUAAUGAUGGAGACGUGUUUCGUAUAACCUGUAUAAAUCUUUCGAAGUGGUAUUUGGCUCAUAAAAACUUUGCUUAUGAGCUAAAGCCACACUAUAUAUAACUAUUGAUUUACCAGUUUUACUGAUUAUGAAUUUUACCGAUAGGCUACCGAUUAAGUUUAAAACCUACCUGUUAACGUAAGAGGACAUUUUUAGCAAAUAUAAAUAAAUGGUAUCUCUACCGUUCAACCAACUCAUGAGUAAUGUAUGGUUGUCACCAUGUUUACAUUUUCUUAAAACAAAUUCAUAGAUAGGACAGAUCUAAACUUUAUAAAUAUCUCAUGUCCUCGGUCAUGUAUCAAACUGAAAAUAUUAUAGCUGCAUAUGAAAUUGGAUAUACAGUUAAUGUGCUCUCAUAUAUAAUUGAAACAAAGCAAAUUUAUCAAUCCUCAAAAUACAAAAAGUAUAAAAUGAGAAGAAAAAACAACACAAAAAAAAGCGCAAAAGGAACUAUAAAAAGACAAUAAAAAAGGAAAACUAUGAAACAAAAACAAAACAAAAAAAUCGGAAGAUGUGAAAAUGAGCCAACAAACAAAGGAACCAAGUGGUGCCUUGCUAUGAAUGUUUUAAGUGGAAAUUGUGAAAUCGAUGUAUAUUUUAUUUUCAGUGAUUUUUUAAAGUCGUUAUAUUAUGCAAAGAAGAUUUAAUUUAUCGCGACAUCUUUUAACAUCAAUUUGUGGUGUAUCUGUUAUCGUAAACCACCUCCAAACGAUUUAUCCAAAAAUAAUAAUUUUUUUAAUCGUUUUGAGAAUGUCAUGUUCAAGUCUACAUGAUAAAUGAGUAAAACAAUCUCGUUAAUACAUAUGAACUGUAAAUACAAUAAUAAGUAUAUAGUUAUACAUAUUUUUAAAAAAGACCAAACAAUUCAAACCUGACUCAUAAAACAAAAACUAUGAAACAAAAAAUAUACAUAUAAAUUUGUAAUGCUCGAAAUUUAGAAAAAGAAGAGCAAAGUGUAAUAUAUUUGGUGAACACAUAUUUAAGGAAAAUACUCCGAUACUUCUAUCGGACUUUUGUCAAAUUAGAAGCGAUAAUGCCGUGUAUCCCUUGCAGUUUAAUAUGUCUUGUUAAGGGACGACCAUUUGAUAUUUUGGGAGUAGGGGCGGAGCUGGGUUUUUUUUAUCGACAUUAUAUAUUUUUUCAGCUACAUCUACAAAACUAAAAAACAAGUAUUUAAAACUAUGAGCCUGAUUUUUCAAAAGGAAAACACCUUGCAACAAUGUAAUAUUUGUGGCAGGUACUUUCUUUCUUUUCAACAAUUUGAAGCAUUUAUUAAAUAAAUAUUUUUCUCAAGAAUUUUCGGGAACAAUUCAAUUUUAUCAGCUCCACCCCCACGUAGAUUUGUAAUCCCACAUUAAGAUGAGAUCAACUCUUCUAGAUAUCACAGUGUUUCAUCACAGGGUGCGAGUACCAAGUGCUGUGUCCACCCAUGAACAUGGAAACAUUGUGUAGCAAUGUUAAACUAUGACAUCGGUAUGUGACGCGUUGUCUAUGACAUGUCAUACUCCAAGUGUAGCAGGACAUGCCAUACAGUUGGCAUCCAUGUUUGAUGUUUUGUUUAUUCCAUAGCGUGUCGAAAUGAUGUCAUGACAUUGUUAACAAAUGACAUAAAAAUACAGUGUUUGUCCAUGACAUCGAUAUAUGGUGUUUGUCCAUUCUAUAACAUGUCAACAUGUAUGACAACAUUGUUAACAAAUGACAUCGAUAUAUGGUGUUUGUCCAUUCUAUAAUAUGUCAACAUGUAUGACAACAUUGUUAACAAAUGACAUCGAUAUAUGGUGUUUGUCCAUUCUAUAACACGUCAAAAUGUAUGACAACAUUGUUAACAAAUGACAUCGAUAUAUGAUGUUUGUCCAUUCUAUAACAUGUCAAAGAGUAUGACAACAUUGUUAACAAAUGACAUCGAUAUAUGAUGUUUGUCCAUUCUAUAACAUGUCAACAUGUAUGACAACAUUGUUAACAAAUGACAUCGAUAUAUGGUGUUUGUCCAUUCUAUAACAUGUCAAAGAGUAUGACAACAUUGUUAACAAAUGACAUCGAUAUAUGAUGUUUGUCCAUUCUAUAACAUGUCAACAUGUAUGACAACAUUGUUAACAAAUGACAUCGAUAUAUGGUGUUUGUCCAUUCUAUAACAUGUCAACAUGUAUGACAACAUUGUUAACAAAUGACAUCGAUAUAUGGUGUUUGUCCAUUCUAUAACACGUCAACAUGUAUGACAACAUUGUUAACAAAUGACAUCGAUAUAUGAUGUUUGUCCAUUCUAUAACAUGUCAACAUGUAUGACAACAUUGUUAACACAUGACAUCGAUAUAUGGUGUUUGUCCAUUCUAUAACAUGUCAAAGAGUAUGACAACAUUGUUAACAAAUGACAUCGAUAUAUGAUGUUUGUCCAUUCUAUAACAUGUCAACAUGUAUGACAACAUUGUUAACAAAUGACAUCGAUAUAUGGUGUUUGUCCAUUCUAUAACAUGUCAACAUGUAUGACAACAUUGUUAACAAAUGACAUCGAUAUAUGAUGUUUGUCCAUUCUAUAACAUGUCAACAUGUAUGACAACAUUGUUAACACAUGACAUCGAUAUAUGGUGUUUGUCCAUUCUAUAACAUGUCAAAGAGUAUGACAACAUUGUUAACAAAUGACAUCGAUAUAUGAUGUUUGUCCAUUCUAUAACAUGUCAACAUGUAUGACAACAUUGUUAACAAAUGACAUCGAUAUAUGGUGUUUGUCCAUUCUAUAACAUGUCAAAGAGUAUGACAACAUUGUUAACAAAUGACAUCGAUAUAUGGUGUUUGUCCAUUCUAUAACAUGUCAACAUGUAUGACAACAUUGUUAACAAAUGAAAUCGAUAUAUGGUGUUUGUCCAUUCUAUAACAUGUCAACAUGUAUGACAACAUUGUUAACAAAUGACAUCGAUAUAUGGUGUUUGUCCAUUCUAUAACAUGUCAACAUGUAUGACAACAUUGUUAACAAAUGACAUCGAUAUAUGGUGUUUGUCCAUUCUAUAAAAUGUCAACAUGUAUGACAACAUUGUUAACAAAUGACAUCGAUAUAUGGUGUUUGUCCAUUCUAUAACAUGUCAACAUGUAUGACAACAUUGUUAACAAAUGACAUCGAUAUAUGGUGUUUGUCCAUUCUAUAACAUGUCAACAUGUAUGACAACAUUGUUAACAAAUGACAUCGAUAUAUGGUGUUCGUCCUUUCUAUAACAUGUCAACAUGUAUGACAACAUUGUUAACAAAUGACAUCGAUAUAUGGUGUUUGUCCAUUCUAUAACAUGUCAACAUGUAUGACAACAUUGUUAACAAAUGACAUCGAUAUAUGAUGUUUGUCCAUUCUAUAACAUGUCAACAUGUAUGACAACAUUGUUAACACAUGACAUCGAUAUAUGGUGUUUGUCCAUUCUAUAACAUGUCAAAGAGUAUGACAACAUUGUUAACAAAUGACAUCGAUAUAUGAUGUUUGUCCAUUCUAUAACAUGUCAACAUGUAUGACAACAUUGUUAACAAAUGACAUCGAUAUAUGGUGUUUGUCCAUUCUAUAACAUGUCAAAGAGUAUGACAACAUUGUUAACAAAUGACAUCGAUAUAUGGUGUUUGUCCAUUCUAUAACAUGUCAACAUGUAUGACAACAUUGUUAACAAAUGACAUCGAUAUAUGGUGUUUGUCCAUUCUAUAACAUGUCAACAUGUAUGACAACAUUGUUAACAAAUGACAUCGAUAUAUGGUGUUUGUCCAUUCUAUAACAUGUCAACAUGUAUGACAACAUUGUUAACAAAUGACAUCGAUAUAUGGUGUUUGUCCAUUCUAUAAAAUGUCAAAGAGUAUGACAACAUUGUUAACAAAUGACAUCGAUAUAUGGUGUUUGUCCAUUCUAUAACAUGUCAACAUGUAUGACAACAUUGUUAACAAAUGAAAUCGAUAUAUGGUGUUUGUCCAUUCUAUAACAUGUCAACAUGUAUGACAACAUUGUUAACAAAUGACAUCGAUAUAUGGUGUUUGUCCAUUCUAUAACAUGUCAACAUGUAUGACAACAUUGUUAACAAAUGAAAUCGAUAUAUGGUGUUUGUCCAUUCUAUAACAUGUCAACAUGUAUGACAACAUUGUUAACAAAUGAAAUCGAUAUAUGGUGUUUGUCCAUUCUAUAACAUGUCAACAUGUAUGACAACAUUGUUAACAAAUGACAUCGAUAUAUGGUGUUUGUCCAUUCUAUAACAUGUCAACAUGUAUGACAACAUUGUUAACAAAUGACAUCGAUAUAUGGUGUUUGUCCAUUCUAUAACAUGUCAAAGAGUAUGACAACAUUGUUAACAAAUGACAUCGAUAUAUGGUGUUUGUCCAUUCUAUAACAUGUCAACAUGUAUGACAACAUUGUUAACAAAUGAAAUCGAUAUAUGGUGUUUGUCCAUUCUAUAACAUGUCAACAUGUAUGACAACAUUGUUAACAAAUGACAUCGAUAUAUGGUGUUUGUCCAUUCUAUAACAUGUCAACAUGUAUGACAACAUUGUUAACAAAUGACAUCGAUAUAUGGUGUUUGUCCAUUCUAUAAAAUGUCAACAUGUAUGACAACAUUGUUAACAAAUGACAUCGAUAUAUGGUGUUUGUCCAUUCUAUAACAUGUCAACAUGUAUGACAACAUUGUUAACAAAUGACAUCGAUAUAUGGUGUUUGUCCAUUCUAUAACAUGUCAACAUGUAUGACAACAUUGUUAACAAAUGACAUCGAUAUAUGGUGUUCGUCCUUUCUAUAACAUGUCAACAUGUAUGACAACAUUGUUAACAAAUGACAUCGAUAUAUGGUGUUUGUCCAUUCUAUAACAUGUCAACAUGUAUGACAACAUUGUUAACAAAUGACAUCGAUAUAUGGUGUUUGUCCAUUCUAUAACAUGUCAAAGAGUAUGACAACAUUGUUAACAAAUGACAUCGAUAUAUGAUGUUUGUCCAUUCUAUAACAUGUCAAAGAGUAUGACAACAUUGUUAACAAAUGACAUCGAUAUAUGUAUGUUAGGUCCAUGUUUACAGGAUGGUACAUGUGCCUGGAAGAGAAACCGAUAAUACAAAACCUUCAAACAGAAA